AAAAGUUUUUACAAAAUGUCUCAGAUGCUAAAGGACAUUUUAAAAUCACAAGAAAUUGUUAAUGAACAAAUAUUAAGUACCUUUUAUAAAAUCUCAUUUAUGACUGGCGUGAAUAUUAAAUACAAGACUGGCUUUAAAGAUCCCAUUAAAUUUGUCAAUGCUUUGCUGGUACUAAUAUCCUUGGUGGGUCUAUGUGCCCAAUACUGUUUGGUUUGGCAUAAUCGUAAUGAACCAUUUGUAGAAUCAGCCGAUGCUAUUUGUACAGCGAAUCAAGCUUGGAUUUCGAUAUUAAAAUUAAUUUAUUUGGUAUUUGUGCAGCAUGAAUUCUACGAUCUAUUGCAUACUGCCACCGAUGGUACUUUACUAUAUGAAUUGGGUAUUUUCGAUUUGGCCAUAAAUUGCAAACAACAACUUCUGCAAGAAAUUAAGGAGAUUUUGACCGAUUCUUGGGUGCACAUUAAGCAUCAAUUGAAUUUCUUUACAUUUUCGUGCAUGAUGGCUUGCGGAUUUUAUAUGUUCUCCUGUAUAUUUGCCAAUUACUAUUACACCCACAUACAACCGCAAAAUUUCACUCUACAAUUACCAAUGCCUGCAUUAUUUCCCAUGUGGCAUGACUAUGGCAUGACAUUACCUUACUAUCCCAUACAAUAUAUAAUUGCUGGUAUUGAGAAUUAUAUAUGUGGAAUGUGUGCUGUAUGUUUCGAUGGGAUUUUCAUUAUAAUAGUGGUUCAUUGUUCAGCAUUAUUUGAAGUCCUUCAUAAACUCUUAGAACAUGCCACCAAUGAGGAAAUACCACAAACCGAAAGAGUUAAAUAUUUACUCUGCUGUGUGCGUUUGCAUGGACGAAUUUACAGAUAUUAUGAAAAAAUCAACAGUAUGUAUCGCAAUCCCAGUUUGGCUCAAUGUCUCUUGAGUAUGUUGGUUUUAUGUGUAGUUAUGUUUAUGGCCAAUGUUGGCCUGGAACAGGAUAUAACAUUGUUCUUUAAAAUGUUGUGUUUCUUGGGUGCUGCUGGUUUUCAAAUUGUUAUUUACUGUUAUAAUGGUCAGAAAAUUAUAACGGAGAGUGAGAAAACUCCUUCACUUUGGUAUAUCAAUUCCUGGUAUAAUGAAUCUAAACAAUUUCGUUAUAUAAUAAAUAUGAUGAUUUUGAGAACUAAUCGUACGUUAUAUUUACAAGUAUCGGGUUUUACUACCAUGUCUCAUAUGACUUUGCUAUCGAUUGUUCAGACAAGUGGUUCGUAUUUUCUAUUGUUGAGAAAUCUUAGUGGCAUGGACUAA
Messenger RNA from Lucilia sericata (common green bottle fly), 1278 nucleotides. RefSeq names its product odorant receptor 63a-like. Gene Ontology annotation, biological process: sensory perception of smell; detection of chemical stimulus involved in sensory perception of smell. The transcript is spliced from 9 exons. Gene Ontology annotation, cellular component: plasma membrane. The coding region runs from base 16 to 1278 and encodes 420 amino acids. The record is from RefSeq and is a predicted model, not a curated record. Lineage: Eukaryota; Metazoa; Arthropoda; Insecta; Diptera; Calliphoridae. Gene Ontology annotation, molecular function: odorant binding; olfactory receptor activity.